Phyllopteryx taeniolatus (common seadragon) is the source of this 9345-nucleotide messenger RNA. Its product is annotated as sorbin and SH3 domain-containing protein 1. Gene Ontology annotation, molecular function: protein binding. NCBI's taxonomy places the organism in Eukaryota, Metazoa, Chordata, Actinopteri, Syngnathiformes, Syngnathidae. The record is from RefSeq and is a predicted model, not a curated record. The transcript has 28 exons. Gene Ontology annotation, cellular component: cell-substrate junction; cytoplasm; nucleus. Bases 361 to 4938 code for a protein of 1525 amino acids. Gene Ontology annotation, biological process: cell-substrate adhesion.
AUGAGCGUAGGUGAAAGGUGUGUAAGGCAGGCGUGUAAAAAAAAAAAAAAAAAGACUUACACAGAGAAUAUGGCCUAAUGACGCUAUUGCGAAUCCUUGUUUCUCAGUAAUCAGAAUAUAAUCUGGAUAAAAUUUGAAACAUUAUAUAAAUUUUUAGUUACCUUACUGACUUGGUCUAGUUUCUUCUUAUUUUAUAAUGAAUAGUAAAACUUUUUUCUUCUCAUACUUUGUCUUGUCAUGAUCACUUUUGGCCAUCCCACAGCUUCUGAACUAGUCACUCAUCAUUUCCUCUGACAGAACAGAUAAAUCUUUUCUGAGGCAUCUCUUCCUAAAAAGGCCAGGUGUAAUCUUCGCUCCUGUAUGUUUAUACAGCAAACUGAACAUCUCCAAGAUGUCAUCUCGUCCUUUACCCUUCGUUCUACUCUACAGGGAAGUCUCCUAAAUCAGUGGUGCUGGCUGUCCUCAAAGGGAGGCACGGGCUCUCCAGAAGAGGGCACACCAACCUCAACCCCCAUCCCGUCAGGUCCUAGGGCUGUGAGCGCCAUCAGGAUCACGCCUCUGUCAACCAUGAAAGGAUCUCCAGACCUGAUUCCUGCUGCAGGCCUGGACCCCAGCAGGGUGUGCAAAGGGAAAGGAGUGGUGACACUGAGGGCCACCCUCGUCAACUUAGAUGACGAAGCCCACAGCGGUGCGGGAUCCAGUGUGGUCGCAAAACCAAGUGUCUGCUCAAGCCAGAUGAAUGGACGCUUGGCUGAGGGAGAUGGUAAUAUCACACCUGAUUUCCCUCCUGUAAACAACAGUCACUGCUGUCAGGCCAAUUCCCUAGAAAGCAUAAAAGAAAAUCAGGCUCCAUCUACAUGUGACAGCAGCAAUUGUUUCCCAUCAACCCCCAGCGCCAUCUAUCCAUGCAGUAGCACAGUUAAUCCCACAAUAGUUCUGCUGCAACACAACAGAGAGCAGAAAAAGCAUCUUUCCCACUUGGAAGACCCCACCCUAGAAAGAGACAAAAGUCCUGAUCCUGGGAGAGAUUUGUUCAGUUCAGUUGCAGACAUGGAUGGCAAAAGGCUGCGACUGUCGCCACACUCCCCCGUCCUCAGUCCACUCAACAGGCCUAUUGUGCCAGUGCGGACCACUGAAAAGUCCAAAGACUGGUACAAGACAAUGUUCAAGCAGAUUCACAGCAUACCUGAGCCUAAUGAGGAAAACCCUUACCGCCCCACCUACAUGUUCCCUGAAAACUAUGACAUUCACAUGAACUCAAAAGAGAAUGGCCCAAAUCGCUUUGGCUACUUGGAAGAUGUGAAAGGUGUGUCACGAUCUCAAAGCGAUGCAGAUGUUGGUUCAAGAACAAGUUCAAUGCCAGUGCCGACGCGGUCCUCAUCACUCAAGCCCUAUACUAAAAGAAAUGAGUGGGAGCCACCGGAUAAAAAGGUAGACACCAGGAAGUACCGUGCUGAGCCUAAGAGCAUCUUUGAGUAUGAGCCGGGAAAAUCAUCGGUCCUGAAGCUGGAGAGAACGACUCAGGAUGUAUGUCCGGAAGAUGUAGAUUUAGAGAAUGAGCCGUGGUAUAAAUUCUUUUCAGAGAUGGAGUUUGACAAAGCGAGUGCCCCCUCCUUCAGCCCCCUGGAAACAGCCUCCGACCUGAAGAACUACUCCUCAAGCAGGUCUGGACACAGUGAGGUGGGGAAGGAUGGAGGAUCAUCAGAAAAUGAGCCUGUGGCUCCAGAAUGUGACCGUCAUGUUUACAAGACUGUUCUGGAAGGUGGUGACAUUCCCUUACAAGGCCUACGAGCCUUAAACAAGCGCCAUGGCAGCUCGUCCUCCUCUAAAGUGGAUUAUAAAGGUGGGAAUGGCUGUAUAGAUUCACCCUGCUCCUCUAAAAAUAGUCAAUCGGUUCUUGCCAGUAAUGCAAUAGCUAACCAAUGUAAGCAAAAGAAGCCUCUUUCUGCAGCCAAAGCCUGUAUACCCCAAAUCCUGCCCUCCAAGUUCAAGCCCAAGCUGCUGUCUCCUGGUGGUGAUGUCCAGGAAAGCAGCACACGACCUGUGAGGAAACUGAAGGCGCAGAGCUGUGAGGAUCUGUACUCAAGUACAUGUGAUCGUGACAGAGCUGGGACAGAGGUGAGGGAAGGGGACCAGUGGUCAGACUCCUGUGCUGACGGCCUCAGAGAAGUUUCUCCUGGAGUCAGGAGGAGCACGUCAGAGUUUUCUAGCUUGUACAGGAUCAUGCAUCACAUCCAGCGGCCCAGCUCAGUGGGCUGCAGCCCCCAAGGCAGCGUCCGCAGCCUGGCUUAUCUCUUUGAAGGGGCAAAGGAUAACGUGAGUGAAAAGUCAGAGGCUGACGACGGGGGUAACAUUCCACGGGACACGGUUUUGUCACGGGUCACUGAGUUUGAAAUGUUCAUUCAACAGUCCAGUUUAACACCCAGUCGUUCCUCCUCGUUGCCCACAUUGAACUCCAACUACAGCCAUAGCCAAGAACACUGUGGCUCCCUCUACCUGCCCUCUGCAGUGUCAGCUGAGUGUCUUUUGGUGGUAGACAACUCUCAGACGGAUGCCUGGUCCCCUGUGGAGGCAGGUGGAAAGGACACAGAGGAGCCCUUGUCACCAGGCAAUGAAACUGUGGAGGUGGUAGCCUCCCCCACAGAAGAUGGAGGCCAGGUUAGGGCUGAGUUGGCUUCUUCUACUGAUUCUGAGGUUGUACAGAUCUUCAAGAAGAGCUCCCUGGAACAGACCCGCUCAGCUGUCAGUGGAACAAAGAGUCCCUCCACCCUGCCUCCAGUGUCUUUCCCACUCCACCACCACCACCAUCUGAACCCCCAUCACUUCCCCCUUAAACCCACCAAAUGCAAAGGCUCCUGUCCAGCUUCCUACACCCGCUUCACUACAAUUCUCAGGCAUGAGAGACAACAGGCCACAGCCCAGCAAGAGAAAGCACCACCACCAGAGAAGAAGACCAUGCUGCCUGGGAAUCUUUUGCUCAUGGGCCCCGCCCCUUUCAGGUUACGGAAGAGCCUCCACUCCCAGCAGCCUCGGAGGACGCUUUCAGCCACUAAAGUGAUAACAGGCCCUCAGAGACCCCACAGCACAUUUCCUGAACCCAGACCUCUCAUACCUCAGCGUCUGUCCUCACUGGAGGUCCUGGAGAGGCUGAGUAACGGGGAAGGAGACAACUCUGACCAGCUGAGUAAUGGACAGGGCUUGGAUGCCAACGGGAACCUCCUGCAGCCGCUGGCAGCUCACCACAGAGACUCAUCCCCAGCACAUGGAGAGAGCCAGGAUGAGGUGUUGAGGAGGCGUUAUGGUGACAAAGAGAAAAUGUUGGAGGAGCAGCGGCGGCUCAAGCGGGAACAGGAAGAGGCUGACAUAGCAUCGAGGCGUCACACUGGCAUUGUCCCAACACAUCACCAGUUCAUCACCAAUGAGCGCUUUGGAGACCUGCUCAACAUCACAGAUAACACAGAGAAACGGAAAUCAGGCAUUGAGAGAACUCCAGCUAUGGCACGCUUUGACUUCAGAGCGGAAACUCUAAAGGAAUUACCAUUUCAGAAGGGAGACAUCGUGUACAUCAUUAGACAAGUGGAUCAGAACUGGUAUGAAGGGGAGCAUCAUGGAAGAGUUGGGAUUUUCCCUCGAAGCUAUGUUCAGCUCCUGCCCCCCACAGAGAAAGCACAGCCCAAGAAAAAUGUCCCAGUGCAGGUGCUGGAAUACGGAGAUGCUGUUGCCCGCUUUAACUUCACGGGAGACACGGUGGUGGAGAUGUCUUUCAGAAAGGGAGAAAGGAUCACGCUGAUUCGUAGAGUGGAUGAGAAUUGGUAUGAAGGCAAAAUCUCAGGCACAAACCGCCAAGGCAUCUUCCCCGUCACCUAUGUCGAAGUGCACAAAAGGCCACGUAUCAAAAACGGCCUGGAUUACCCAGAACCUCCUCUCUGCUCCUCGCCACAACGCAGCACCAAUGCCUCCCCUCAGUUGUAUCGUAAUCGCCUGACCACUUCGCCCCUGCCCCUCCCUCGCUCCCCCUGCCGCUCUGUGUCCCCUGAGGUCCACGCUGUCUCCUCUGAGUGGAUCUCUCUGACCGUGGGAGGUGGAAGUCCACCUGCCGCCCCGACGCCCCCCUUGCCUCCUCUGCCUACUGUGUCUUACCGCUGCGGCGAGUACCUACCCCCACCUUUCUCUGCCAGCCCUGUGCCCCCCAUUACCGGCAGCCCUUACUGCAUCUCUCCCAUGACCUCGCCAUCUGCCUCCCCUCUGCCCCCGCCGUACCCACCAAGGCCCAACUCCGCCACUCCUUUCCUCACUUUUACUCCUCCUCAGGGGGAGGGCUUUCUACUCUCCCCACCCUCACCACAUCUGUCACGUAGCAUUAGCCCCUGUGGUGGGCCAGUGUUGGAAGGCUGGCUUCGGGCGGAGGGGGAAGGUGCUGAGGGGAACGGGGGCAGUAGCUGUGCUGCCCCUGGGAACAGACAAAAUAGCCCUGCAGAGCUUGUACGGAAUGAUGUUGAUCAUCAUGGCCGGAACUCCAGAAGCCCUGUGAUGCUGUUUGAUAUCCAAGAUAACAACAAUGUGAACUCAUUUGCGGAAGCAGUGUGUAAUGAGAUCUUGAAUAUAGCUGAGACCUCAGUGAGGUACUGCGGCACGUUGUCCCAUCACCCUCUCAACGCACUUCAUGGUCUGCACUCCCACCCCAGUAAACAAUCUCUCAUCAUUUCCCAGCAACCCCUGUCCCACAGCAGCAGCCCAGAGCCGAGCCGUCUCAACUGUGGAAUUUUCCAAGCUCUAUACAGUUACGCACCGGAGAACGAAGACGAGCUCGAGCUGCAGGAGGGAGAUCUCGUCAGUGUCAUGGAGAAGUGUGAUGAUGGCUGGUUUGUUGGUACCUCAAAGAGGACAAAUCAGUUUGGUACUUUCCCUGGGAAUUACGUAAAGGAGGUGAAUCUGUAAAGUGUAUGAACCUCAACUGUAAACGCACACUUGCCUGUCAAGCUAUGGACAUCAAGCAUGGCUGUGGGUUACAGUAGUCAUUUAGUCAAAAUUAUUGGUUCAUUAUAAAGAAUGGAAAAUUGCACAAUGAAGAUGGUUGUAUACGCAAUGCUCAAACCACAGCAUGGUAUAUACAUGUAUUUUAUACACGCGUGCUUGUCUCCACAAAGAAUCUGGCACAAGAUAUUUUUUUUAUCCUGCAGAUACAAGCUUACAAUCUGCUCCUGUCAUUUACACUACGGGCUCUAUUUUCAUAGACGGCGCAACUGCGGCAGAGUGCAAAAACUGGCAUAGCUUUAUUUUCGUGCAAGCUCAAGGCUCGCUGUGCAUGUUAGCCAAUUUGGCAGACCGGGCUAUGACAAGCUGGCACAACAAGGUUGUGUCCUUUGACAUGCGCCCAGCGCAUGUGAUAAUUUAAUUGCAGAAAGUAGGUCUAAACUUAUGUCUGUUUGUACCAUGUCUAAGUCCAGCGUAGUAAGUAGACCACUAGUCUAAUGCGAGUUUGGUUCAUUUCAUUGUGGGACAGGCAGACUGAUUCUGAGCUCUGCGAACGUGUGGUGGAUGUCAGACUUAUUUCAUUCAUAAAUAUGUGAACAACGGGGAUCAAACCCUCUGAAUCAUUGGAGUAAUCAAUUCACACGUUUAUUAUGAUCAUUAUUAUAUUUUUUUAAAUCAUCCCACUGGCAGACACGCACCUAUUGGGGGGCCGGCGAGGUGGAGGGGCACACCAAUGAUCGGGGAUGGGGAUAGGUGGGUACAUGAGGUCCACGGACAUAUUUGAGUCACUUAUCACCAGCUCAUUCUUUAUUUAAUCAGGGUAUCUGCUCAUGUUGUCUGUUGCCAGACCUGCCAAGAGCAGUAACAAUGAUCCAGUCAUGCAAGGAUCGCUCUUCCACACAGAGAUGUCUCUGUGCAAGACUCAUUGUGCCACAUUUAAAGGGAAUGUGAGGAGCUGCUUUGAUUGGUGGCGAAUGAAGUCAACUGUGUUCCACCCUGACAAUGGCGGAGAGCGCCCUUUUUAAAAUCUGUCAGCUUGCACGCAUCUGAAAAGUUACGAAAACCCAGUCUAACCCGCCUCCGCACAGAUUUACAGUGGGUACGGAAAGUAUUCAGACCCCCUUAAAACUUUCAAUCUUUGUUAUAUUGCAGCGAUUUGCUAAAAUCAUUUAAGUUCAUUUUUUUCCUCAUUAAUGUACACACAGCACCCCCAUAUUGAUGGAAAAAAAAACGGAAUUGUUAAAAUUUUAGCAGAUUUAUUAAAAAAGGAAAACUGAAAUAUCACAGAGCCAUAAGUAUUCGGACCCUAUGCUCAGUAUUUCGUAGAAACACCCUUUUGAGCUAAUACAGCCAUGAGUCUUUUUGGGAAUGAUGCAACAAGUUUUUCACACCUAGAUUUGGGGAUCCUCUGCCAUUCCUCCUUGCAGAUCCGCCACAGUUCUGUCAGGUUGUAUGGUGAACGUUGGUGGACAGCCAUUUUCAGGUCGCUCCAGAGAUUCUCAAUUGGGUUUAAGUCGGGGCUCUGGCUGGGCCAUUCAAGAACAGUCAUGGAGUUGUUCUCAAGCCACUCCUUCAUUAUUUUAGCUGUUGUCCUGUCCCUGCAGCUGAAAAACACCCCCACAGCAUGAUGCUGCCACCACCAUGCUUCACUGUUGGGAUUGUAUUGGACAGGUGAUGAGGAGUGCCUGGUUUUCUCCACACAUACUGGUUAGAAUUAAGGCCAACAAGUGCUAUCUUGGUCUCAUCAGACCAGAGAAUCUUAUUUCUCACCAUCUUGGGAGUCCUUCAGGUGUUUUUUAGCAAACUUCAUGUGGGCUUUCAUGUGUCUUGCACUGAGGAGAGGCUUCCUUCGGGCCACCCUGCCAUAAAGCCCCGACUAGUGGAGGGCUAAAGUGAUAGUUGACUUUCUAGAACUUUCUCCCAUCUCCCGACUGCAUCUCUGGAGCUCAACCACAGUGAUCUUUGGGUUCUUCUUUACCUCUCUCACCAAGGCUCUUCUCCCCCGAUUGCUCAGUUUGUCUGCACGGCCAGCUCUAGGAAGGGUUCUGGUCGUCCCAAACAUCUUCCAUCUAAGGAUUAUGAAGGCCACUGUGCUCUUAGGAACCUUAAGUGCAGCAGAAUUUUUUUUUUGUAACCUUGGCCAGAUCUGUGCUUUGCCACAAUUCUGUCUCUGAGCUCUUCAGGCGGUUCCUUUGACCUCAUGAUUCUCAUUUGCUCUGACAUGCACUGUGAGCUGUAAGGUCUUAUUUUGACAGGUGUGUGUGGCUUUCCUAAUCAAGUCCUAUCAGUAUCAGUAUAUAUAAGGGGGCUGGUCUUUUGUGUUAUUUACCUUUUCAAGUCAAAAGUCAGCAUUGGCUAGAACACAAUCAGUGCCAUUAAUUUAUUGGGUGCAAGCUUAAUGCAAACAAUGUUUUACACAACCUUUAUCACACAUCAUGCGCAUGGUUAGAAAAAGGUUUUCCAAAUGUGCUGUUGUCUUAUAUUUUCUUAGCCACCAUGUUAAAAACAAAAAAGCACAUGUUGGGCAGUGAAAAAUAUCUCAUAAUAGCAGAGGUAAACAGUGUAAAUAAUGCACAUUAUUUCAGACACUUAUUAUUGUAUACGUAUUGUUGUAAAGCAUUAGUGUUUGCUGACACGUGAUGUGCAACGACAGGACAGGUGUGGUAGCGUUUAACUUCCUGCUUGGUCAUUUAGGGAAAUUUCCACCAAACGAAAUAACCACAGGAUUACUCAUGAACCUUUUGAAGCUGACAACGUGUCUCAGACAAUAGUGAUUUUUAAAGCAUCAUGAGAUUCAAACUACUGUACACCCUUCUUGAUGGGAUCCGAUGUUCCUGUCGUGUAAAUGUGUACGGCAAUUUAUGAGGCCUUCGAAAUCCGGAUUCCUAUUUUCAUAACUCCCAACUUUUUGUUUCCAAACUGAUAUGACUAAGUCAGUUAGUGCAGUUAAGUCAGCAUUAGUGCAGCAUCCACAAUAAAAGUAGUCAAAAUCACAUAUAAAACGCUGUCAUCCAAAAGCCUGUGUAGGAGUUGUGAUUUCCUCCUCUCCUUAUGAACACUGCAGUCCUAACAAUGUAGCAUGGUCUCCAAUUAUGUCCUCCUCAAAUUCCGCACCAACACUGAGAUGUGCUCAACGAGUUGUAUACUAGAACAUAAACACAGUCAUUCUUAGUGCUUGUUGCUUCAGAUGUAUGUAGGGCAAUUAAAAAAAAAUCAAUAUUUAUACUGUAUGAGUGUUUAAGAGUCAAUCUCUAAUCAAGCAUUGCCAGACUAUCAGUAGCUCUUCAGUAUUAUACAGAGUAUGGAAGGAUAUUGCAUCACAGCGUAUUAGCAACAUUUGUGCAGUGAUGAGUGUUGUACAGUAUGGUUGGAUUGCAUAUUUAACAGGACCCUGUAGCAAUCUGGACUUUGUCCUCACUAAUGUGUGCGUUUUGAGGCAAAAAUCAAGGGUUUUUUUCCUUAGAGUUGUCACAAUGACUACAACAUACUGUAUUAUGAGUGUGCCUGUGUAGCACUUAUAGAAUGUUCUGGUAUUUUGUCACCUCACAAAAGCAUCUUUUAUUCAGCACAACUGGCCAAAACAUUUUUUUGUUUUUGUUUUUGUUUUUUUUUAGGGGGGAUUCUCAUGUAACUUGAGCCCCAUAAAUGUUUUUGGGUUUGUUGGGAGUCUGUGUGACUUACAUCUCUUGCCUAUAACAGAACUGCAGUAACAUGACUGUAAAACAAAUGUAGCUUACAAUGAAUUGCUUGUGUCAUAGUGUAUGUCAUAACACAUCACAGGAUGUAUGAAUGUACGAUAUUUGAAUGUGACGCAGUGUAUAAAAAAUGUUAAAGGGUCAUCUUGAGGUAAUAGAGAUAAAGAUUGUACAUAUGUAAAAUAAUAAAUAGACUGCAUAUGAUGAGAGCAUCAGAUGGAGCUUUCAGUGUGCAGCGUUUUAUCUACCUGAAGGAUUUUGCCACAGUGUGGAACGUUACUGAGCACAGGAAGUUUGAUGCAUAUGAACAUUACGCUGCCAUUUGUGAGCUCAUAAUGCCUUAUGCCUGGUGAAAUAUUGUGCCUCAUUUUCAUUCAUGAGUAUUUUUCACAUGUAUCCAUGACAUAUUUAAGUUACCAAGCUUUCCCCAUUUAUUUCUGGUCUCUGUGGUGGGAGUACAUUCACUGAGGCUCUUGUCAAUUACUGUGGAAGUAUCAAAAGUGUGACAUAAUGCUUUCAACUUAAUGAUUAUGUUAGGCUUUGCGACACGACCUGCAACAAGUUUGGUUUGUUUGCUUCAAUUUGCAGUGUUGUUACAUUGACAAUAUUCAAAUAAAGAUGCUUACACUGCUGUGACUUUGGUAUUAUGCAGUAUUUAAUAAACCUUUUAAAACCA